CGCGUUGGGUCAUUAAUUGAAGUCAUCCUCUUUAUAAUGGCGAACCCGGUUUCGAGCUUUGCCCAUCGAUACAUUCAUACAAUCUCUCGGGACAAUCCGACGCACGCUCGCAUCGACUUAGUUUCUGCUUCUUCUCGGGACGUACGUGCGGUGAUGGGUUCGAAAGAGAUCUUGGUCGUCGCGGUGCUCGUGGCGAUUUUAGCGUCCCGAGCUUCGAGCGCGAGGCUCCUGGCGGCCGGCAGCGAAGUGGCUGUCGAGCCGGCCUCGCACCUCGCCUUUCGGAGGGGGAGCGGUUCCUCGUCAUCCAGGGAUGAUGUUAAGAUGGAGGCCAAGUUCUUGCUGCUGAAUUCGCUUCCAAAGGGGAGAGUCCCGCCUUCCGGCCCAAGCAAGCGCACCAACAACUUGAUCAGCUGAUGCUGCUUGCGAGCGUUGCGAUUUCGAUUUCUUCGUCGAUUCUUUCCAUUCGCUUCAUACAUUGAUUCUUUCGUUCUUUUUCUUUCUUGCGCUGCGCAAAUUCGGCACGGCCAUGUUCAUAAGAGAUUCAUAUACUUUAGUGUAAACUCAGUGAAAGACCAAGAAGAUUUAAAAGUUCUGUUCUAGACUUGAAUGAUGAUGAUCUUGUAGAGUGAUGAACAAGGAACAUUGCGUUGUUGUUGCGUA
This is a messenger RNA of Syzygium oleosum, 660 nucleotides long. RefSeq lists its product as uncharacterized. The transcript has a single exon. The record is from RefSeq and is a predicted model, not a curated record. Bases 37 to 414 code for a protein of 125 amino acids. Lineage: Eukaryota; Viridiplantae; Streptophyta; Magnoliopsida; Myrtales; Myrtaceae.